UUCAUCUCUCUCCCUCCGCCCUCCAUUUCCUUUGAAAUCGUCAACCGAUCCGCCUUUCUUUCAUUCCAUAUCAAGCAAUUCUGUCCGGAAUUGGAGCUGAUCCAACCAAUGAAUCACAAAUCUCUCCCACAUUUGGAUUCACACCACCAAAUCCGAAACUAUUUCAUGUAUAAAUUUGGUUUUUUACUUCAUCAAUCACAGACCUCAAUCCUCCCCCUCGUAUCUGAUCUUGUCUGGAAGAUCGAGGCUUCGGAGGGCUUGAGGUUUCCAUUGCACUACUUUUUCUUCGUUUCUGGUGUGUUUUUUCUGUUCUUCUUCUUUUCCGGGAGUUCUUCCGUCUCGGAUUGAGUCCAUCUUGUAAAACACUCAUUCCUUCAUAAAAUGGCUUUCACUGGAACAUUGGAUAAAUGCAAGGCUUGUAAUAAGACUGUUUAUGUCGUCGAUUUGUUGUCUCUUGAAGGCAAUCCUUACCAUAAGAAUUGCUUCAGAUGCAGCCACUGCAAAGGCACCCUUUCGAUGACCAGCCACUCGUGGAUGGACGGUGUCCUGUAUUGCAAGCCUCAUUUUGAUCAACUCUUCAAGGAAUCUGGAAAUUUCGCGAACUUUCAAUGUAGUAUAACCGUUAUUUCCCUCUUUUUGUCUGUUCCUUUUUUCUUUUCAUAUGUUCCUGACAUUCUCGUUCAUUGUUCAACAGCCAAGUCUGAGAAGAAACCUGAAUUGACAAGGACCAACAGCAAACUCUCCGCCAUGUUCUGUGGGACUCAAGAUAGAUGUGCUGCUUGCAGUAAAGUAGUUUAUCCAUUAGAAAAGAUCAGUCUUGAGGGGGAAUGCUACCACAAGAACUGCUUCAGAUGUGCUCAUGGUGGAUGCAAUUUGACACACUCUUCUUAUGCUGCUCUUGAUGGUGUCCUGUACUGCAAGCACCAUUUUGCUCAGCUCUUCAUGGUCAAGGGCAACUAUACCCAUGUCCUUCAAGCUGCUGCAAACAAGAAAGCCACCACGACCCCGGCCGAACAUGCCGAAAAAGAUGGCAAGCCUCAGCCUGAUUCCGACACGGCGCAGUAGAGCAAUCUUAAAAUGUGCUUCUUCUGCUCUUCCAGACUUUGAGAAUUCAUCUCUUAUGAAAAAAAAAAAAAAGAAAGUUUAUUCUUCUGUUUGGAAUGAAAACAUUUGUUUUUGUUCUCAAUUCACAUUCAUUGGAAUGGAAACAUUUGUUUUUGUUCUCACAUUUAUUUCCAAUUUAUACUAUA
Messenger RNA from Cucurbita pepo subsp. pepo (vegetable marrow), 1250 nucleotides. The record is from RefSeq and is a predicted model, not a curated record. Lineage: Eukaryota; Viridiplantae; Streptophyta; Magnoliopsida; Cucurbitales; Cucurbitaceae.